AUGAACACCAUCAAGAACGUGCCGGCCCGCGUGUUGAGCCGCCGGCCUGGGCACAGCCUGGAGGCGGAGCGGGAGCAGUUUGACAAGACCCAGGCUAUGAGCAUCAGCAAAGCCAUCAACACACAAGAAGCGCCAGUGAAAGAGAAACAUGCCCGCAGAAUUAUCUUGGGAACUCACCAUGAGAAAGGAGCAUUUACUUUCUGGUCCUACGCUAUUGGCCUCCCCCUGCCCAGCAGCUCCAUCCUCAGCUGGAAGUUCUGCCACGUUCUGCACAAAGUCCUGAGAGACGGCCAUCCCAAUGUUCUUCAAGACUGUCAAAGAUAUCGGAGUAAUAUCCGAGAGACAGGAGACCUGUGGGGGCACUUGCACGACAGAUAUGGGCAGCUUGUGAAUAUUUAUACCAAACUUCUACUCACCAAGAUAUCCUUUCACCUAAAGCAUCCUGACUUUCCCCCAGGCCUAGAAGUGACGGAUGAGGUGCUAGAAAAGGCUGCUGGGACAGAUGUGAAUAACAUCUUUCAGCUCACAGUUGAGAUGUUUGAUUACAUGGACUGUGAACUCAAACUCACAGAGUCAGUUCUCAGACAGCUCAACACCGCCAUGGCCGUGUCUCAGAUGUCGUCUGUUCAGUGCAGGCUGGCUCCUCUCAUCCAGGUGAUCCAGGACUGCAGCCACCUCUAUCACUACACCGUCCAGUUAAUGUUCAAGCUCCACGCAUGUCUGCCAGCUGAUACGCUGCAAGGUCACCGAGACCGGUUCCACGAGCAGUUCCGCAGCCUCAAAAACUUCUUUAAAAGGGCUUCAGACAUGUUGUACUUCAAGCGGCUCAUCCAGAUCCCCAGGCUGCCAGAGAGCCCCCCUAACUUCUUGCGGGCGUCUGCCCUGGCAGAGCACGUGAAACCGGUGGUUGUCAUCCCCGAGGAGGCCCCUGAAGACGAAGAACCAGAAAACUUAAUCGAGAUCACUACAGCUCCUCCAGUGGAACAGCAGAACGUGUCGGAUAUAUUUGAACAGACCUUCGGCCCCCCCAAUGGUGUUCGGGAUGACAGGGAUCUCCAAAUCGAAAACCUAAAGAAAGAAGUGGACUUGCUUCGGGCUGAGCUAGAGAAAAUUAAACUGGAGGCUCAGCGGUACAUCACGCAGCUCAAGGCCCAGAUCAACAGCCUGGAGGCUGAGCUGGAGGAGCAACGGAAACAAAAGCAGAAAGCUCUGGUGGAUAACGAACAGCUCCGGGAUGAGGUGGAGCGACUGCAGAGGGCACAGCUAGAGAGCAGCCGAACGCAGGGGCUUUACGUUGAAGCUGAAAAGAAAGCCAGCGCCACGGAAACGCGCUACGCCAAGCUGAAAGAGAAACACAGCGAGCUCAUCAACACGCACGCAGAGCUGCUGCGAAAGAAUGCAGAUACUGCCAAGCAACUAACAGUCACCCAGCAGAGCCAGGAAGAAGUGGCUCGUGUCAAAGAGCAGCUGGCUUUUCAGAUGGAGCAGGUGAAGCGGGAGUCGGAGAUGAAGCUUGAAGACCAGACCUUGCAGAUGGAGCAGCUGAAGAGAGAACUGGAAGCCAAGAAAGAAGAGCUGACCCAGAUUCAGAGUUCGCUCAGCCAUUCCAAGCAGGCUGGCUCCGAGCUCCACUCCCAAGUGGAAGCCCUGCAUGCUGAGAAGGACUCGCUGAGGAAGUCGGUGAGCGAGAAGGAGUGUGAGCUGCUGUCCGUAAAGGGCCUGAUUCAGGAGAAGGAGCUGCUGUUGAACCAGGAGGCAGAGAGGGGUGCUAAAGAAAUCAGGGAGCUGCAGGGGAAACUCAUGGAAAAGAAAAACCAGGAGCAGAGCCUCCAGCAGAAGCUUCUGGAUGACCAGUUUGGUAUGCUCCAGGGGACGGUGAAGGAGGCAGAGAACAUCAUCCAAGACGCCAUUGCCAAGCUGGAUGACCCCUUGCACAUCCGAUGCACCAGCUCUCCAGAUUACCUCAUCAGCCGGGCGCAGGCAGCCCUGGAGUCUGUGAACUCCUUGGAGAACGGGCACGCGCAGUAUAUGACCAACAUGACAGAUGCCACUGGGUUGGUGGCGGCCCUGGCCCAGUUUGCUCACUUGACCGCUGACACCAUCGUGAAUGGCAGUGCCACGUCCCACAUGGCACCCACUGACCAUGCCGACAAAUUAACUGAAACCUGCAGGGACUGUGGGCAUCGGAGUCUGGAGUAUCUGAACGAGCUGAAGGAUAAGCAGUUGUUGAGACAGGCAAACCCGGAGGAUGUGAGGAGAACUCUACAGGGCAUCCUUCAACUGGGCCAGGAGCUGAGACCUAAAAGCUUAGACAUCAAGCAAGAAGAGUUGGGUGAUAUGGUUGAUAAGGAAAUGUCCUCCACCUCAGCAGCUAUUGAAGAUGCUGUCAGAAGGAUAGAGGAGAUGAUGAAUCAGGCCCGAAAUAAAAGCUCUGGUGUUAAACUGGAAGUGAACGAGAGAAUUUUGAACUCCUGCACUGAUCUGAUGAAGGCAAUUAGGCUUCUCGUAAUGACGUCCACCAACCUACAGAAGGAGAUUGUCGAAAGUGGAAGGGGGGCAGCAACGACACAAGAAUUUUAUGCUAAGAACUCCCGUUGGACGGAAGGCUUGAUCUCUGCCUCCAAAGCUGUGGGAUGGGGAGCCACGCAGCUCGUAGAAUCUGCAGACAGAGUGGUCCUGCAUACGGGCAAAUAUGAAGAACUGAUUGUCUGCUCCCAUGAGAUUGCAGCCAGCACAGCCCAGUUGGUGGCUGCAUCCAAGGUGAAAGCCGAUAAGAACAGCAGGAACCUGGGCAAGCUCCAGGAGUGCUCACGCAAUGUCAAUGAAAUGGCGGCCAAUGUUGUGGCUUCCACUAAGUCCGGACAAGAGCAGAUUGAAGACAAAGAUACUAUGGACUUCUCUGGCAUGUCGCUAAUCAAACUGAAGAAGGAAGAAAUGGAGACACAGGUGAAGGUGCUGGAACUAGAGAAGAAGCUGGAGAAUGAGCGAAUUCGUCUCGGCGAGCUGAGGAAGAAGCAUUACGCUUUGGCUGGAGUGUAUGAAGACCCAGAUGAGGGGGAUGGGAAACCAGCUGUGGCUCCAAAGCGGAGCAUCUUGAAGAAGCCACCACUGGCUCAGAAACCUGCCUUCCCCCUAAAACAGGACUGUGAGCUGACGCAGCAUGACGGCGUUUUUCAGGCCCACAUUGUAAAUUUCUAG
Messenger RNA from Emys orbicularis (European pond turtle), 3198 nucleotides. RefSeq names its product huntingtin interacting protein 1 related (gene HIP1R). Gene Ontology annotation, biological process: clathrin coat assembly; endocytosis; actin filament organization. Gene Ontology annotation, cellular component: clathrin-coated vesicle; actin cortical patch. The record is from RefSeq and is a predicted model, not a curated record. The transcript is spliced from 32 exons. Gene Ontology annotation, molecular function: clathrin-cargo adaptor activity; clathrin light chain binding; actin filament binding. The coding region runs from base 1 to 3198 and encodes 1065 amino acids. NCBI's taxonomy places the organism in Eukaryota, Metazoa, Chordata, Testudines, Emydidae.